UUCUGAACAUCUCCUUGCACGCCGAUUUCGCUCUAGGUUGGCCACCUGUUCGAAAAUCUAGUAUUUAUUGUUGAAAACAGUUGACUGAAUUGAUUCUCGACGCGUAGUUUCCCUCUUAAGAGAUGUUGAGUCCUCUCGGAAGAGUUACCCGAUUUUGGAAUCCGCGGGUAACUAAAGUAAAAUCCACGGGAUGUGAUUAGGAAUAAAGAGAAUAGAUCAAUUUCCACUAAACACCAAGAGAGGCUCUGUUAAGGUGGGAUUUUAGGGGAAAUCUCGGUGGGUCGUUAUUUGAAGCAAUUUGGGCCGCUUUCUGAGGUCCAACCAUUAGUUUAAACAAUUUUCUACUGGUCAAUUUUGUAUCCUAAUUCAUGAUGCUCGUUCCGCCAGACAUAAUGACUGCCCAAUCAAGCAAGAUGCUCUACCAGAUAAACAAAUACUACGGAGAGCGAGUUCAAGCCCAUAUGGGCCAGGUGCAAAAAACAAUCCGGGAAGUGUGCAAGGUGGUGCAGGAUGUGCUGAAAGAAGUAGAGGCCCAAGAGCCGAGGUUUAUUUCUUCUCUCACGGAGUGCAACGGCCGUUAUGAGGGACUAGAGGUGAUUUCGCCCGGAGAGUUUGAGGUGGUCCUUUACUUGAAUCAAAUGGGUGUCUUCAACUUUGUUGAUGACGGAACCCUUCCUGGAUGUGCAGUUCUGAAGCUCAGCGACGGCAGAAAAAGAUCAAUGUCCCUGUGGGUAGAGUUCAUCACAGCAUCAGGAUAUCUCUCCGCAAGGAAGAUCAGAUCCAGAUUUCAGACUCUAGUCGCUCAAGCUUGUGACAAGUGCACAUAUCGGGAUUCUGUCAAAAUGAUUGCGGAUACUACCGAAGUCAAAUUGAGGAUCCGGGAACGGUACAUUGUGCAAAUCACACCAGCUUUUAAGUGCUCAGGGGUUUGGCCAAGAUCCGCUGCGCACUGGCCGAUUCCUCACAUUCCCUGGCCACAUUCGAACUUGGUAGCGGAAGUUAAGACAGAGGGAUUCGAUCUUCUUUCGAAGGAGAGUGUCGCUCUUCAGGGGAAACAAUCGGCAAUGGAAGGUGAUGCUUGGGUUUUGUGUUUUACUGAGGCCGAAACGAGACUUUUGCAGGGAGGAUGCAGAAGACGCUGCCUUAGUAUUUUAAAGACCCUAAGGGACCGGCAUCUUGAUCUACCUGGUAACCCAGUAACGAGUUAUCAUAUGAAAACUUUACUCUUGUACGAGUGCGAAAAACACCCGUUGGAAACUGAAUGGGACGAUGGUUCACUUGCUGAUCGGAUUAAUGGAAUUUUCCUUCAGCUCAUAUCCUGUCUUCAGUGCAGAAGGUGCCCACACUAUUUCCUUCCGAAUCUAGAUCUAUUUAAAGGAAAGUCACCUAGUGGGUUGGAGAACGCAGCUAAACAAGUAUGGAGAUUAACGAGAGAGCUUCUAACUAAUAGCCGUGCUUUGGAAAAAUUAUAGCUUCCGGGUUUAUUAUAAUAUGAACGGUGAAAGUAAACAGCAAUGAAUGUUUGACUUUGUUACUGUGAAUCCUAAAAUGUGACUUUGGUUUAAUAUUAGACUAUGUAUCUACUUUACUGGAAGAUUUUUAAUUCCGAUGAAAUUAUUUAUAACGUGCAUCUAAUUUAGUAAUUAGACCAUUUGAAGAAAAUUUGAAAAUACCCAUGUAGUCAAUAAAUUGUCCUGUCCUUUCUAUCCAUUAUAAUUGAAAAUUAGGUAGUCUUAAUGUGAACAUAUUUGUUUUGAAAAAUUCUCGAAUAUGAGCAUGUAUUUAAAAUAACACGGAUAAAAAUAUGUUUAAAAUCGGAACAGCACAGCUCUUCUUAAAGCUUACGGAAUUUUUAGCAGUUUAUAGAAUUUGCAGUAAUUUAAAAAAAUUACGGAUAAUAAUACGGAAGACAGACUUUUUUAUUAUAGAUUUUAAAGAUUGAAUUUAUCAACGUGCUAAAAAGUUUCAUAAAUGUUAUAGCGGAAAAUAUUUAUAAGAUUACUAAAAAUGUUGUAAAAUCUACAAAAGUGCUGUAAUCUUUACAAAAAGAUACGCUGCUUCUAACUCAAAAUCUUUUAAUUUUAGCAAACAAUUUUUUCUUGGUUUUUUCUCCUACAGUAUUAAGGUUAAUACAACACUUGGAAGUCCUGUAAGGUCUUGAAGACCUGGAAAAGUCAUGGAAUUGUAAGACCAUUCUAGAAAAUCUGAAAAUGUGAUGGAAACUUCUUUAUUUGCACCUAUAUUUCAAACUUUUAACGAUAAUUUUAAAUGAAAAGUAAAAUACAAUAAAAGUAUUAAAAUUAUUAUUAUUUUAGUAUACUUUACGGCAAAUUUUUA
Molecule: messenger RNA, 2337 nt
Organism: Belonocnema kinseyi
Lineage: Eukaryota; Metazoa; Arthropoda; Insecta; Hymenoptera; Cynipidae
Product: protein mab-21-like
Exons: 1
Coding region: 369-1472 (367 amino acids)
Source: RefSeq, a predicted model, not a curated record